Molecule: messenger RNA, 3030 nt
Organism: Sphenostylis stenocarpa
Lineage: Eukaryota; Viridiplantae; Streptophyta; Magnoliopsida; Fabales; Fabaceae
Source: the annotation of a GenBank genome assembly
AUGUCUGUGCGCCACGAGAAAGAGAAGGGCGUCAACGUUCAGGUCCUCCUCCGUUGCAGGCCGUUCAGCGACGAAGAGUUACGGAGCAACGCGCCGCAAGUCGUGACUUGCAAUGAGUACAAUCGAGAAGUCGCCGUCUCUCAGAGCAUCGCCGGCAAGCACAUCGAUAGGGUUUUUACCUUCGAUAAGGUUUUUGGUCCUUCUGCUAGGCAAAAGGACCUUUAUGAACAAGCUGUUACUCCGAUAGUUAAUGAAGUUCUUGAGGGAUUUAAUUGCACUAUUUUUGCGUAUGGUCAAACUGGUACUGGGAAAACCUACACUAUGGAAGGGGAAUGCAAAAGGGCUAAGAGUGGUCCCAAUGGAGAGUUGCCUCCAGAAGCUGGAGUCAUUCCUAGGGCUGUCAAGCAGAUUUUUGACACACUUGAGAGCCAGAAUGCUGAGUAUAGUGUGAAGGUCACCUUUUUGGAACUGUAUAAUGAAGAGAUCACUGAUUUGCUUGCCCCGGAGGAGAUCUCUAAGGUUUCUUUGGAGGAGAAGCAGAAAAAACAGCUGCCUCUAAUGGAGGAUGGUAAAGGUGGAGUUCUUGUAAGGGGAUUGGAGGAAGAGAUUGUCACAAGUGCUAGUGAGAUUUUUACUCUUCUGGAGAGAGGGUCUUCUAAACGACGGACUGCGGAAACUUUGUUGAACAAGCAGUCAAGUCGGUCACAUUCGUUGUUUUCAAUUACAAUCCACAUCAAGGAAGCAACCCCAGAAGGAGAAGAAUUAAUUAAAUGUGGUAAACUUAAUUUGGUGGAUCUAGCUGGAUCAGAAAAUAUAUCUCGUUCAGGGGCCAGGGAGGGUCGUGCAAGGGAAGCUGGGGAAAUUAACAAAAGUUUGCUUACUUUAGGGCGAGUAAUCAAUGCAUUGGUGGAACACCUUGGUCACAUCCCUUACAGGGAUAGUAAGUUAACGCGUUUACUGCGUGAUUCGCUUGGAGGAAGAACCAAGACAUGCAUCAUAGCAACAGUGUCUCCUGCAGUUCAUUGUUUAGAGGAAACGUUAAGUACGCUGGAUUAUGCACACAGGGCAAAGCACAUAAAAAAUAAGCCUGAGGUUAACCAAAAAAUGAUGAAAUCAACACUUAUCAAAGAUCUUUAUGGUGAAAUUGAACGCCUUAAGGCAGAGGUUUAUGCUACACGGGAGAAAAACGGAGUCUAUAUUCCAAAGGAAAGAUACUAUCAGGAGGAAAGUGAGAAGAAGGCUAUGUCAGAUCAAAUUGAGCAGAUGGGUGUCACAAUAGAAACGCAACAAAAGCAACUUGAAGAUUUGCAAAACAAAUAUGAUGACCAAAUUCGACAGUGUUCCAAUUUGAGCAACAAACUUGAUAGUACUGAAAAAAACUUGAACAAGACUAGCAAGUUGCUGGCCAACACACAGGAAGAAUUAAAGAAAUGUCAGUAUACACUGAAAGAAAAAGACUUCAUUAUUUCCGAGCAGAGAAAAGCAGAAAAUGCUCUGGCUCAUCAAGCAUGUGUUUUACGAAGUGAUUUGGAGAAAUCUCUUAAAGAUAAUGCUUCAUUAUUUUUGAAAAUUGGUAGAGAAGAUAGGUUGAACUCCGAUAACAGAGCUGUAGUAAACAAUUACCAGGCGGAGCUCGCUCAGCAGGUUGGUUCUCUUUGCAACACUGUUGCAACAUCAUUGUCUGCACAGAAUGAACAUCUAGAAGGUGUGAAGAAGCUCUGUCAUUCUUUUUUGGAAGUUCAUGAUAAGGCCGUUGGUGAUUUUAAAAUGAAAGUGACAUCUCUGAGGGCCUUGUAUAUAUCUCAUAUCGAGGCAGUACAAAAUGUUGUGCGCUUGCAUCAGGCGAGCUCCGAUGCUACCUUGGAGGAACUUACAUCUUUUAUAUCCUCCAAUGGUGAUUCAAUUGAAAAAUUUCUUGCAUCUGAGGCUACCGAAGCUAGUUCAAUAUUUGAUGAUCUUCAGGGUACCCUUUCAACUCAGCAGGGUGAAUUGGCACUUUUUGCAAGCGAGUUACGCAAAAGAUUCAAUCUCAGCCUUGAACAAAUAAAGGAUAUCUCUGAGCGCUCUCAAGAAUUUGUGGAUAAGCUUUUUGAAGAAUCGAAAAAGCUUGGAGACUAUGCUUCACAGGCUGACCAAGUUCAAAUGAAGAGCAUUGAUGAGUUUAAAAAAGCAUACGAGGAGCAAUCAAAAUCUGAUACAGAGAAACUUAUUGCUAAUAUGACUAGUUUAGUUUCUGAUCACAUUCGGCGACAAAUGGAUCUGGUAGACUCAAAGCUCGUUGAUCUAAGAGAAAGCGGAAUGAAGAACAAGUCCUUCUUGGAUGGACAUUUGUUAUCAAUGGGAGAUAUUGUGACCAAUGCAAAAAGGAAAUGGCAGGCCUUUUGCAUGCAAGCAGAAAAAGAUGUGAAAGACACUUCGGAUUAUUCUGCCUCUAAACAUUGUCGUAUGGAGGUACUCAUGCAGCAGAGUUUUAAGACUGCUAAGUCGGCUUUUGAACAUACAAAGAGGACACAUGAGGCUGUGAAUGUGAUGGGGGAAAAGCAUAGUGCUGCAACAGAAUUAAUUGUCAGGAAUGCUACUGAUAGCAAUAUGCAACAUGUCGUUGAGGUCAAUUCUGCACGAGUUGCAGCAGAGGAAGAAGUGGCAAAGAAUAGUGAGGAUCUUAUUGAGCAGUUUGAUGUCAUUUCUGCACAAGAGCGGGAGUCCAUAUCUGGCGUAUUAAAUGUGGUGAGAACUCAUGCAAAUACACUUGAGACGCUACGAGAAGAUCACGAUGGCCAAGCUGCUUCGAUUGAACACAGAGCUAGUGAAACUUUUCAACAGCAAUACAGGGACUAUGAUAUUACCGGUACAACACCAAUAAGAUGUGAACCUGAUGUUCCAACAAAGGGGACAAUAGAGUCUCUUCGAUCCUUGCCAAUGGAAUCCCUUCUUGAGGAAUUCCGAGAAAACAAUCCAUAUGAAUCUUCUGAAGUAAAGGAGUUGAAACCAUCUCUUAUUCCACGUUCGCCUCUUACUCAGCUGAACUAA